Molecule: messenger RNA, 2088 nt
Organism: Dimorphilus gyrociliatus
Lineage: Eukaryota; Metazoa; Annelida; Polychaeta; Dinophilidae
Source: the annotation of a GenBank genome assembly
AGACGUUGCCUCAGAGUGCGCAUGCGUAGUUUGCGAGUGUUUGUCUGUGAACGCAAUGUUCGGUUUGGACUAUGAAAUCAUUAAGGCUAAUUAAUGAAAUGCCAUGACUCGAAGAACGUUUCGGAUAAUCAUCUUCUCCUUAACGUUUCUCAACAUUAUUUUCAGGUAAGUUUAAAAAAUUAUUCCAAUAAUCGAGUCUAUCGACUAAUUAAAGGUCGAAAUCGACUGUCGAUAGGCCUAUCGACUCUAAUGUACUUAUCCCUUGUAAUAAAUUCAAAGUAACGAUUCUUACCCUCGUCAUAAUCUCCUUCCGUAUUGUUUUCCAGGCACGAAGUACUAGGCCUGCAAUUGGAUAAUGUCUCAAAAACGAUAGCCCAUCUACUAGAUGGUUACGACAUUCGUUUAAGACCACAAUUCGGAGGUUGGAAGAUAUAUUGAUUUAAAUUACGGAUAAUAAACCGAACGCGCCAAGAGAAACCCGCAAAAAAUUAAUUGAAAAUCGAUACGUUUUUGUUACAUAUCUUUUUUCCCUUUGCCGUAGAAAAAGUAGGGAAUUGUAGGGAAGACUAGCAAUAAUAUCUCUUCUCGUCAAAAUUUCCCUUUUUUUUUAUACUUUUUGCUUUCAUAAUUAAUAAUUUAUAUAUAGAUUAUCCGUCUACAGUAAUUUUUAAUCGGCUUUUUUCUAAACGUAUUGAAUAAGUUAUGAAAUACGGCGUAACGGAUUAUAAGAGCGAACCGAUUUAGAAUAUUUGCUUUCCGAAUGCAGCCAAUAUUUCGUGUGGAAAGUAACAAUCUGUUUCUAUUCCGCGUUUAGGUAGCCCUUUGCAUAUUGGCAUGGAACUAUCGUUGGCAAGUUUCGAUAGCAUUUCCGAAGUGAAUAUGGACUACACCAUAACGAUUUACUUGAAUCAGUACUGGAAGGAUGACAGAUUGGCUUUCUCUAAUAAUGAUUCAGAUUGUAUGACUUUAACUGGGGAUUUCUCUGAGAAGAUUUGGGUUCCCGACACGUUUUUCGCCAACGAUAAAAAAUCUUUUCUGCACGACGUUACUGAAAAAAAUAAGAUGGUGAGGCUUCACGGGAAUGGUUCCAUAGCUUAUGGUAUGAGGUUUACGACCACUCUGGCCUGUAUGAUGGAUUUACAUUACUAUCCAUUGGAUGUUCAAAACUGCACGGUCGAAAUUGAAAGUUACGGAUAUCCUAUGCAAGAUGUUGUCAUGGUUUGGCAUAAUAAAGGAAGUAUUGAAGGCGUCGAUAAAGUAGAAAUUCCUCAAUUUACAGUCGUAAAACACCGUACAAUAUCGACCGUUGAAGAACUUAAUACUGGUACUUAUCAAAGGUUGUCGCUCAGCUUCCUGCUUCAAAGAAAUAUUGGUUAUUUCAUUUUCCAAACCUAUCUUCCGUCUAUACUCAUUGUUAUGUUGUCUUGGGUCUCCUUUUGGAUUAAUCAUGAGGCAACUAGUGCUAGGGUAGCUCUAGGUAUAACAACUGUGCUUACAAUGACUACAAUCAGUACGGGUACAAGAUCGUCCUUGCCUCGUAUUUCUUAUGUGAAGGCCAUCGACAUUUACCUAGUUAUGUGUUUCGUUUUCGUGUUUGCCGCUCUACUCGAAUAUGCAGCAGUCAAUUAUACCUAUUGGGGGGCUAGAGCUAAAAGAAAGGCAAAAAGACUUAAAGAGCAAAAACUACAAAACAACGAAAUAAAUAAUGCUGAUUACGAUCAGCAGCAGCACGAAACGAUCGAAUUGCAGCAAGUUAGAAUGUCGCCUAUACUUAGCCUGAGAAAUAGGCAAACUUUCAAUUACGAGUCAGCAGAAACUAGCCGUAUGCCUCCUUCUCUACGAAUGGCAUAUCCUAGACCCACCUUUUCAAUGAGAGGUGGACAUACUCAACUUAGGCGGCGGGGACAAAAAGAUACACAAAAGAAGAAGAAGGUAUUGAACACGUUGAAGAAACGAGCCAAGGAACUUCGACAGAAGAUGCCAAGUGUUAAGGACGUGAACAAAAUAGACAAGUACUCUAGACUGGCUUUUCCCUCACUAUUCCUCGUUUUCAACGUCUGUUACUGGUGUUUCUACUUACUACAGUAA